Molecule: messenger RNA, 7746 nt
Organism: Saccharomycopsis crataegensis
Lineage: Eukaryota; Fungi; Ascomycota; Saccharomycetes; Ascoideales; Saccharomycopsidaceae
Gene: SEC16
Product: COPII coat assembly protein SEC16
Exons: 1
Coding region: 1-7746 (2581 amino acids)
Source: RefSeq, a predicted model, not a curated record
AUGAAUAUUGAUGAUACCAACAAAAGCCUAUUGGAUGAUAUGGCAGACAAUAGUCCCACUGCAUGGGACGAUGAAUUUAAUGCAUUGCUUGAUCAAGAUGAGGUGAUACUUGAACAACCAUCGGAAGAACCACCAUCAGAAAGUCCAAGCUCGACCAUUGCCAUUGAAAAUCCUCCAGUGGUGGCUCCAAAGUCCCACGAAAUUCUACAAUUGGAUAUGAUAAUGGAACAAGAAAUCAAUACCAAUACUAAGAUUGUUCCAGGUCUUGAGGAAGUUCAGUCAAUUCUGCCAGUAUUUUUGAAUGAUCCAGCAGAACCAGUGAUUCCAACUUUGGAAGGUGAGCCAGUUGUGGAGGAUGUCCAAGUGGCACAAACUGGGAUGGGGUUAUCUGCCUCACCAGGAAUUGUGGAAAGGCAGAAAUUAGAUGAAUUGUUCGAAGGUGAAGAUGAUAAUGAUUUUCCUGUUUUUGAUGGUGAAGAACAAAAUAUUGAUUCGUACGACAUUGACUCUUCAAUGAUAGAAGAUCCAGUAGUGGAAGCUCUGCCAGAAAGUUCCGAGGCGAUUAAAGUGACAGAUCACAAUAUCCAGCAAGCUGCUCAAAUUCCGGCUCGUGAUCCUCAAUCAGAAAUUCCUACAGUACCAGAAGUUUCUCCAUCCACAGCAUCCAAAAAUUUGGACAAUAUUUUUCUGGGGGAUGAUAAUGGUGAAGACUCAUCAAUUUUUGACCAAGUUGCUGAAAAAUCUUUAGCUCCUGAACAGGCUGCUGAAGAACCAUCAGUUCAUGAGCCAUUAGUCAAUAAAGAACCAUUAGUUCAUGAGCCAUUAGUCAAUGAAGAACCAUUAGUUCAUGAGCCAUUAGUCAAUGAAGAACCAUUAGUUCAUGAGCCAUUAGUCAAUGAAGAACCAUUAGUCAGUGAAGAGCCAUUAGUCAAUGAAGAACCAUUAAUCCAAGAAGAACCGUUAGUCCACGAAGAGCUGCUAAGCCAGCAAGAACCUCCAGUUCCCGUUGAACAAGACGAGACCCCAUCGACCAUUGAACCACUCGAUGCUGCGAUUAUUAUCAACACACCAUUGACUACAACGCAACAAGAGGUUACUGAAUCAAAAGCUGUGAAACAACUAGAUCUGCAACAAAACCAACUUUCUAAGGAUUUAGAUGACAUAUUCGGUGGUAAUGAUGAUGAGGUUGCUCAUGACUUUCCAGUAUUCGGUGAAGAUGUCGCAACAGAAAUCCCUGCUGUUGAUGAUUUCAAAGAAGAGGAAGUAAUAAUACCGAUAGAGGCACCAUCUCAAGCGACUGAUGAAUCUGUGUUUGAGCAUAAUAUUAUUGCGCCGGUACAGAAGUUACAGGAGGAAGUUGAAACCCAAAUGGAAACUCAAAUGGAAACUCAAGUGGAAACUCAAAUGGAAACUCAAGUGGAAACUCAAGUGGAAACUCAAGUGGAAACUCAGGCAGCCAAGCCAGUACAAGAUCAACAAGAAGCCGUGUCUCAACCUACUAAAAAGGAAGUAGAAUUGGAUGAUAUUUUUGGAGGUGAGGAUGAUCAACAGGAUGAUUUUGAUAACAUUUUUGGUGAUGAAGAAGGGCAUCACAAUGAACCAAAUGAUUUAGCAGUAUCUCAUCAAGAACCAAUUUCUAGCGUGACACAAUUAUCUACUGAAGAUCCUGCAGAAAAAGAAUCAAAACUCAAGAAUGUUGAACAAGUUGAACAGCUAAAAACUGAAGCCUCCAAAUUGGAUGAUAUUUUUAGUGACAAUGAUGAUGAUGAUUUCUUGCCUAUAGAAGUAAGUGAUACCAAAAAAGCCGUGUCAGAAAAUAAGUUUGGGUUCCUUGAUGAUGACGAUGACGAUAGUGAUGAAUUGUUGGAUGAUGAUGAGGCCCCGGUUGCACUUUCUAUUACCACAGCGACUGCUGCUGCUGCUGUUACAGGCGCAACUGAGAAAAAAUCUAGCCGGUCUAAUAGAUACCAACCUCAAAGUUCUGUACUGCCAGUUAAUAAAUAUGCUGCUACGCCAUCAAUACAUGGUGGUGCUCAAAUAAACACUCCAAAUAAUAUCACUGCUAAUUCUUAUACUCCGAACAUUGUUAAUACUGCUCCUGUGCAACAGCCCCAAAAACCAAACAUUAAUCCUGGUCCUCCGCCAUCAAAGGUUAAAGGGGGUAGUUUCUAUCAAGAAUUACCGGUUCAAGUUGUUGGUGCCCGUCAUAAGUCUAAAGCAGAAUUGAAGAGACAGCAUGAUGAAUUAAAGGCUAAGAAAGCACAAGAGGCCCAACAAAGGGCCCAUGGGAUCAAUCCACAAUUUGGUCCCCCUCCAGUAGGCCAUCAGACCCACCCAUCUCAACCACCUUCAGUGACUAGAGGCUCAUUUGGUAAUGGCGGUGCCGCUGUUCCUCCAAUGAUGAUGAACCAAAAACCACCAUCAAGCAUUGAACAUUCGCCUUACCAACCACAGCAACCACAGCAACAGGCUCCUCCAGUUGGUACUCAGCCAAGUAUGUCCCUUACCAGUGGCAACGUCAGUGCGAAUAAUAGUGCGUAUGGUUUACCUGCAGUAGCUCCAAAGAAGACUGCUUCUUCUUCUAAUAGUAGAUAUGCUCCUCCUACCCGCGCUACUACUGCUAGCGCCGCCCCUCCGAUGCAUAGGGCUUUUAAUAACCGUGUUCCACAACAACAACAACCACCACAAAAUCAAUCGCCAGACCAGCUGGCAUCCCAGUUUAUUGGUGCUCAGCCUGCAGCCAAUAUUCCGCAUAAUGAACCAGUCAGCCAUGCUUCCCCUCAUACAGUAAAACUGAACUUAAAUACCAGCAUAUAUGCUCCUCCGAACGUACAGCGGCUGCCAUAUACUCCACAGGCUCAGAAUCGUGCCGUGUCCGGCUCUGGUCCUGGUCGCUAUGGUCCUAGUGUUGCUCAAGCUCCUGGUAUCGUCACUUCUCAAGGCACUAAUGGCUUACUAAUUGGACGAGGAAAUGGUUAUCAGCCACCAGUUCAGCCACAACAGUUGACACAACAGCAAAAUAUGAUGACUCCUAAUCCGCCAGUAAACAUGUUGCCAGUUCAAGCGAAUAAUCAAUAUUCUCCGCAACAGCCGUUGGUAAGUAGUCCUCCUCAAAAUGUUGGCGUCCUUCCUUCUUUGGUCUCGGCUCCCCCAAAAAUGCCAGUCAAUAAUUAUGCUCCUCCACAAGCACCAACUCAUCAAAAUGCCCAUAUGCCGCAACCUCCUCCUGUUGCUAUGGACCCACCAAUAAUGACGAAAAACCCAAUUGUCAAGCCUGCUGAUCCUUUUGCUUUUCCAAUUUCCUCACCUAAGAAGCCAUCGAAGAAUUACUAUGGCUCUCGCCGCUUGAGCUCUACCACCGCCGCUUCUAGCAUCUCUGGGUCUCCUCGGACUUCAGUUGCUGCUGGAUAUGACCAUGCUUCAGUUGUUGGUUCGCCUUCUAUUCCUCAGCAAUCAAUUUCCAGUAAUUAUGCGGCCCAUAGUGCUCAAGCAGAAACGCCAAGACAUCCAAUUGAGUACUAUCACAGUAUUCAAAUUCCAGUGAUAAAUUUUGGUAAUAAUGGUGAUGUGGUGAUAGUUAAGACUGCUGAACCCCUGGGUAAUCAAUAUAUGGUUAGUGGUGCCCCAGUUGUUGUUCAAACUAAAGCCGCUAAGGAUGUGUUGAAUAUUGAACCAAAGGUUGAUAGUUAUCCUAUUGACAAAAAGAAGGGUCAGUUGGACAAGUGGCUUCAAGAAAAGAUUGAGGCAAUGACUGGUAUAACUGGGUACAACAAUGAAAAUGUUGAUUUGAUAUUCAAGAUUUUUUCAACCAUAAUGGAAAGUAAUUAUGAACCGAUUGAUUACUACAAGAAGAUUUCAAAGAUGUUAUUAGAACAUUUUGGAUUUGCAGCUGGUGGUUUUUCUGCAAGUAAUAAUAUGAAGGUAUUCAAAAAAAAUAGUGUGGAUAUUGAUUCAAUUUAUCUAAAUCAACUUUCAAGGCUGUUGAUGGACGGUACAACAAUUGAACAAGCCAAAGCUAACGACGAUUGGGCAUUAUCAUUAUUAUAUGCUGGCUUGUUCAACAGGGAUCACUUUUUGCAAGUAGCUGGUGAAUUUGUGAAUGCUUCUUUCAAAAAUGAAGAAAAUAGAGAUAGCUUUUUGCUUUACAUUUUCUUCAAAAGUUUUGUGAAUGUUCCGGAAUUAUUGGCCACUUUAACCGCAAAAGAAAAAAUAUUCCUUGAAGAAAACUGGUUCCAUUUGUUGGCCUAUAUUUUGAACGUGGUGAACGAAAAUAAUAUUCAAAUAAUUCAAAACAUUCUUGUACAAUAUGGAAAAUACUUUCAGGAAUCCUCUCUUAGUGGUGGAAAUAAGGCUCAAAUCAACUUUAUUCUUGCGUUACUUCCGGUUGAUUUAUUCAAAUUCAGCUCUAGUAACAUUUUAUAUUUCAUCAUAAUUGAUAUUUACACUUACAUUUUAGAAAAGAAAAAUAUUCUGUUCACUCUUGAUAAAAAAUUAAUCAAGGAUAACAUCAACAGCUAUCUCAGUGAUUAUGGUUACAAGAAAGCUAUAAGUGAAAAGUCUGCUUCAAGUUGGUUUGGAAGUAAAUCCAAGAUUGAUUUGUCUUAUCAAUUUAACAAGUUCAUUGCUGGUGAAGAGAACGCCACUGAAGGUAGAAAGGCAAGUAUAUUCGAUAAAGUUUCAAGCAAUGUGACGACUGGUAACAACAACCUCAAUAAUUCAAUUAUCACCAAUGGCCUUAACUUGCAAAAUAAUGCUAUGUCCCCAAUACAGUCGCCAUAUACUCCAAUUGGUGGAACUCAAAAUCUUAGAAGUGCCUUGAUGAACACUGGUCCAAUUGCUCAAAUCAGGCAAAAUGAAUCUUUGGGUAGCAUCGAUGGCGCGGCUGGUGAUAUUUUCACUCCUGGAAAUAAUGGAACCCGUGUGACUAAUCAAUUCACUCCAGCACAAAAACCACAACCGUCUGGAAGAUAUGGUCCAGGACAUAUUGAUAUGUCAGCUUCUGCUCCUGAUUUGACUAGCCUUGUGAGCCCUGUCUUCAAUGCUGGCUCACCACCAAUCCCGCAGGCCCCUACCAGAAAUGGUGGGCCAAAGGGACGUAAGACUUCAAGAUAUGGUCCAACUUCAAAUAAAAUGCAUGUAAAAGCUGUCCACAAUAAUAUUUCUGUCGGUUACCAAGACAAUGAUAGUGAUAAUAACAGUGUGACCAGUAAUCAAGAAGCUAAUUCAUACUUCCUUGCCCCUACAAGAAAUGACCAGCCAAUAUCUAGAUAUGCGCCACCUGGAAGCACCACCUCAUCAGCUGUUGAUCCGCAUGAGUUCAUGCCUAAUAGUGAUGAUUUUGGUAAUGGCUUUGACAUGUCUAGCUCUGCAAAUGGUGCGCCGCCAGCUUCAUUACCUGAAGCCCAGGCCACAGUUAAUUCUUUAACUGAAUCUGAGGCUCCAUUAGAAGUUGUUGAUACCCCACAACAGUUUGCUGCUCCACCUGUUUUACCACCAUCUGUUGGAGUAACUUCUAGGGUUGACGCUUCCGCUAUUUCUAAUGAACCAGCACCAAGUUUGAAUAGCUUAGUUGAUACUCCACCAAUUGCGGCUCCUAUGAGCACCCCACCGAUGAAAAUUGAUUCUUCUUCUAAUGGUACUGUUGCUCCUCCACCGAUGAAAAUUGAUUCUUCUUCUAGUGGACCUGCUGCUCCCCCAUCAAUGGGAUUGACUAGAGGAAAAAAGAAGGGUGGCAGGAAGAGCUCAAGAUACGCACCAGGUGCUUCUUUUGAUAUGAUGAGUGCAAUGAGUUCUUCUGCUAACUCUUCUAGAUUAGAUCUAUCGCAGAAACCAGUUGCAAAACCAUCAAAGCCUAUGAUUCCAGAGCAAGAACAACAACAACAACCUAAGAUGAUUGAUCAGCCAAACUUUGAUCAAGUAGACUAUCAGCCAAUCAUUGAUCAAAUAGAACCUCAGCCACUUCUUGAAGAAGUUUCGUGGCCUGUUGAAUCUGGUAUUCCAUUGGGAGAACCAGCUCGAGCUGACUUGAUACAAGUGAAUCCAUAUGGUGGUACCCAUAGCGCACCAAAGGAAGCUGAAAUCGUCUCUAAUGAAAAACCUAUCCACCCAGAGUUUGAACAAGAAUUUGAGAUAGCCAAAGAAGAGCAGUUGGCAAACCAAGAAAUUAAUAUUGAACAACCAAAAACAAUUGAUGCUGAAGUGCGUACUGAUGUUACAGCUACUCCUGUCGCUCCAAUUGCUGCAACUCAUGUAAUAAAAGAUAGUCUAUAUGCGUCUAAGGCCAAGGGUGGUAAUCCAUAUGCUCCUCCAAAUUCUCAAGAAAAUGUUCACUCGGCACCAUCCAAGGUUUCUGCUUAUAGUAGACCAGGCAGUUCAAGAUAUGCCCCAGCAUCUGGUACUGCCACUUCUGGUGCUGCUACCAUGCAAAUGGAAGAUUAUGGUGAUAUUGACUUUUAUAAUAUUGGCGGUACUCAAGCCAAAGCCCCUGUUCCGGAUGUUCUGGCCCCUGUUCAAGCUCCUGCUUCAGCUCCUGCUCCUGCUCAGGCUCCUGUCCAAGCUCCUGUCCAAGCUCCUGUCCAAGCUCCUGGUAGUCCAGAACCAUCGUCUUCUAAGAUGGCACCAGAUUAUUCACCAUCUGCUAUACCAAUGCACCAGCAUCAACUUAGUCGUACUGAUUCUGCCAGAAGCUCACGUUUCAAUCCUAUUGAACACACAGUUUCUGAGAUUAGCCAAGACAUGUCAUUUGGUCCAUACGGUGGCUCUGCUGCUGCUUAUUCUGCUUUUGCGCCUGUGACUCACGAGGAUAUUCAAGAAAGUUUGUUGCGUCAACAAGAACAAAUGUCUAAAUUUCCAAAUAAUGACUAUGCUGGCUCGGUUUACUCUGCUUCUGACUACAAUGGUCAAACACAUACUCGUAACCAACGUGGACCAGGGUCAAUAAAUAAGUAUGUAUUCCAAGACCCUCUGUUUGGUAGAUUCAAAGCUCCUAGUGUCUCCAGUGUUGGUACCGCGAGUCACGUUGCUACUUAUAUCCAAGACGACACCAUUUAUGAAGAUGAUGAUGAGGUGAGUGAGGAUGAGGAAGAAGUCAAGAUGGAAAGCUCAUUGAGAAACAAGAACCAAAAGAAGCAAAAGAAACCUGAACCAGAAAAGAAAAAGGCGAAGCCUGUUGCUGCCGAAAAGACCAUUUCACGGAAAUCUUCUGGUUGGUUCAAUUGGUUGGGUAGUAGUGAGACUGUCAAUGAUAAAGGUCAAAAAGUUUACAAGGCCAAGUUGGGUGAGGAGAGUAACUUUUACUACGACGAGAAAUUGAAACGUUGGAUUAACAGGGAUAUCCCAUUGGAAGAUCAGGUGGUCAAGGCCGCUCCACCGCCUCCAAAGGCCAAAAAGCGGGUGUCCACCACUUCGUCUCUUGCCGGUCCUCCAAUCAAUGCUUCGGACGUUGGUAUCAACCGCGGUCCCCCAUCCAUUGCUUCUGCCCCUCCAGCUCCUAUGACAGGUUCCCCUGCUGCUGCUGCUGCUGCUGCUCCUCUUGUUUCUGGUAAUACUGCCCCAGUGACUCCAGGGGUGGCUAGUAUGGCCCCAUCGAUUGGGUAUCCUAAUACAGCUAAAGCUAGUAAGAAGAAGAAUGGUAAUGAACUUGAGGACCUCUUGGGUAUGGCUGGCCCAGGAGGGUUAUCAACGAGAAGAAAGGGCAAGAAAGGUACUCGUCGUGGUUAUGUCAAUGUUAUGGACUCGAUGAAGUGA